Cydia pomonella (codling moth) is the source of this 12241-nucleotide messenger RNA. It is a transcript of the gene Ufd4, whose product is annotated as E3 ubiquitin-protein ligase HECTD1. Gene Ontology annotation, molecular function: protein binding; metal ion binding; ubiquitin protein ligase activity. Gene Ontology annotation, biological process: proteasome-mediated ubiquitin-dependent protein catabolic process; anatomical structure development; protein K63-linked ubiquitination. Gene Ontology annotation, cellular component: nuclear speck. The record is from RefSeq and is a predicted model, not a curated record. NCBI's taxonomy places the organism in Eukaryota, Metazoa, Arthropoda, Insecta, Lepidoptera, Tortricidae.
UUCGAGCUAUCGAUUUCUAUCCUAUCUGUGGUAUUGUCGAUGAAAGAAAAAAAAUAAUGACGAGUGAAGAGUGAACAUAUGAAAAUAUCACACAAGGUUUACUGCUAAUAAAACGAAAUUGCGUUACAAUUAGUUACGAAAUAACUGCAUACUAUUGUGUUUUUGCGAAGAAGUGCUAAGUUGUGGUGUGCAUUUAAAUGACAAUUUCUACAAUCAUAUUAUGAUGUCGGAAGUGGAUCCGGAGACGUUACUGGAGUGGCUGCUGACGGGGCAGGGCGAUGAGCGCGACAUGCAGCUCAUUGCCCUCGAGCAGCUCUGCAUGCUGCUCCUCAUGUCCGACAACGUGGACAGGUGCUUCGAGAGCUGCCCUCCAAGAACCUUUUUGCCGGCAUUGUGCAAAAUAUUUUUGGACGAGAGUGCGCCCGACAAUGUUCUGGAAGUGACAGCCAGAGCUAUUACCUACUAUCUGGAUGUGUCCGCCGAGUGUACCCGUCGGAUCGUGGCCAUCGAAGGCGCCGUGAAGGCCAUCUGUAGCCGCCUCUUAACCGUGGACCCUAACAACCGCACCAGCAAAGAUCUCGCCGAACAAUGUAUCAAGGUUCUGGAGUUAGUAUGCACCCGCGAGGCGGGCGCGGUGUGGGAGGGCGGCGGUCUGCCGGCCGUGCUGCACUUCAUCACGCACUACGGCACCGCCGUGCACAAGGACACGCUGCACUCCGCCAUGGCCGUGGUCUCCAGGGUGUGCGGCAAGAUGGAGCCAGGCUCGGAGCGCGUGGGCGACGCGGUGAUGUCCCUCUCAGCGUUGCUGCGUCACGCGGACGCGCGCGUGGCCGACGCGGCGCUGCGCUGCUUCGCUUCGCUCGCGGACCGCUUCGCUCGCGCCCACGCCGACCCCGCGCCUCUAGCGGAGCACGGGCUAACUGAAGAGCUCGUGCGCCGACUCGGCAGCACCGAGAGCAGCGACGACAAGUGCCUGGCGCCCUCCGUGUCCACCACCGUCAGCCUGCUGUCCACGUUGUGCCGCGGCUCCGCGCAGAUAACACACGACCUAGUCCGCCUUGAGCUAUGCUCGGCCAUCGAGGCGGCCGUGCAGGCCGACGAGCGCUGGUGCCUCGAGUGUAUGCGGCUGGUGGACCUGCUGCUGGUGCUGGUCUGCGAGGGACGACAUGCUAUACAGACUGGGUCAAACAGAAAUGGCGACGCGGCCAGCGGGUCAAAGAGCGGUGCGGGAGGGGAAGGCUCGAGCGCGACGGCGGGCGCAAGAGGCGACAAAUCGCAUCGCCAGUUGAUCGACUGUAUUCGUGGCAAGGACACGGACGCGCUGCUCGCAGCCGUGUCGACAGGCGCCGUCGACGUCAACUUCACCGACGACGUCGGGCAGACGCUGCUCAACUGGGCCGCGGCCUUCGGCACCAAGGAGAUGGUCGAGUUCCUGUGCGAGAAGGGAGCCGACGUGAACCGUGGUCAGCGCAGUUCGUCCCUGCACUACGCCGCCUGCUUCGGGCGGCCGGCCAUCGCUAAAGUACUGUUGCGCUACGGAGCUAAUGCUGAUCUGCGCGACGAGGACGGCAAGACACCGCUAGACAAGGCCAGAGAGCGUCACGAUCAAGGUCACAGAGAAGUGGCCGCUAUUCUGCAGUGCCCCGGAGAGUGGUUGGUUGUUGGCAACCAGGAUUCACCGACGUUUUCCAACGAUGAAGACUUUCCUGAGACAGGAGACAAAGAAAUGGCUGCUAUUUAUUUAGAGCGCCUGAUCCCGGUGUUCUGCGCGCGCUACCUGGGCGCGGGCGGCGCCGGCGUGCGGCGCGCGUGCCUGUCCCUCGUGCGCAAGAUGGUGCACUACACGCCCGCGCGCCUGCUGCGCGCGCUGCCCGCGCCCACCGCCGCCGCGCUCACCAUGCUCAUCGCCGCCGUGCUCGACAACGUGGGCGAGGUGGGCCCCCGCCGCCCGCAGCCGCGGCCGCUGCGCAGCCGCUAUAUCCGCGCGCCGGCGGAUGACGAUGACGGUCACAUCAUCGUGCUUGGCAUCGCCGAAGAGGUGAUGGUGAAGGCCACAGACAUCUACCUUGAGCAGUUCGCGAGACUGGGCGUCUUCAGCAAGGUGGAGGCUUUGGCGGCCGAGCCGGCGGCGAGUGAUGCUAACUCGACUAGUGUAGCAGAGGAUACUGAAAUAAGUAACACAGAUACCGAAGGUGGAUCGGAAGACGCGACAAGUCUAUGCAGCAACGUAGCCUACUCGUGGGGCGAGUGGUCCCUGUGCCGCGGGCGCGACGCGCUGUACGUGUGGAGCGACGCGGCCGCGCUCGAGCUCAGCACCGGCUCCAACGGCUGGUUCCGCUUCCUGCUGGACGGCAAGCUGGCCACCAUGUACUCCAGCGGCAGCCCCGAGCACCAGACCGACAACACGGAAAACCGCGGCGAGUUCAUAGACAAACUCCAGAGAGCCAGAGCGUCAGUGAAAAACUCUGUACCACAGCCGAUAUUGUCCAAGCCGUCGCACACCAAACUGAUACUAGGGAACUGGUCUCUGUCGUGCAAGAAGGAAAAGGAGCUUCAAAUACACAACACAGAUGGCCAACAGCAAACCACAUUGCUACGAGAAGAUCUGCCAGGGUUCAUAUUUGAAUCCAACCGAGGGACCAAACAUUCCUUCACUGCCGAAACGUUUUUAGGGCCAGAACUGGCAAGCGGGUGGGUAGACCGCAGGCCCACAGUUCCGAAUAACGCGAACAACGCUAACCAGCGGCGCUCGCGCAUCUCUGCCAAGACCGAGGCGCUCAAAACUCAGGUGGGGUCCCUGGCGCGCGCGCUGUACGCGCGGCACCUGGCGGGCGCGGCCACCCGCCAGCCGCGCGCGCCCGUGGCCCGCCUGCGCGCCGUGCUGGCCCAGCUGCAGCGCGCAGCCGCGCAACCCACCAAAGACUGGCAGCAAGAGAUGAAAGAGGCUUUAGAACAGUUGACUGAGCUGCUGUGCGGAGAGGAACUGUUAUCCGCCUACGAGCUGCAGUCGUCCGGACUCGCACCCGCUCUGCUGCAAGUGCUGUCGCAACAACCUAACGAGCCGGUGUCCCAGUACCAGGCGCGCGAGCAGCUCGUCCGGGCCUGGGCCACGGACAGCCGCGCGGGCUGCGCGCUGGCGGCGCGCCUGGUGGGCGUGCUGGAGUCCGUGGAGCGCCUGCCCGUGCACGCGCCCGCGGGCGACGCGCCGCCGCCGCCCUCCACCGCGCUGCACCACCUCACCAAGCGGAUCAGGUAUACCCUUCCCUUCCGACACGGACAGCCGCGCGGGCUGCGCGCUGGCGGCGCGCCUGGUGGGCGUGCUGGAGUCCGUGGAGCGCCUGCCCGUGCACGCGCCCGCGGGCGACGCGCCGCCGCCGCCCUCCACCGCGCUGCACCACCUCACCAAGCGGAUCAGGUAUACCCUUCCCUUCCGACACGGACAGCCGCGCGGGCUGCGCGCUGGCGGCGCGCCUGGUGGGCGUGCUGGAGUCCGUGGAGCGCCUGCCCGUGCACGCGCCCGCGGGCGACGCGCCGCCGCCGCCCUCCACCGCGCUGCACCACCUCACCAAGCGGAUCAGGUAUACCCUUCCCUUCCGACACGGACAGCCGCGCGGGCUGCGCGCUGGCGGCGCGCCUGGUGGGCGUGCUGGAGUCCGUGGAGCGCCUGCCCGUGCACGCGCCCGCGGGCGACGCGCCGCCGCCGCCCUCCACCGCGCUGCACCACCUCACCAAGCGGAUCAGGUAUACCCUUCCCUUCCGACACGGACAGCCGCGCGGGCUGCGCGCUGGCGGCGCGCCUGGUGGGCGUGCUGGAGUCCGUGGAGCGCCUGCCCGUGCACGCGCCCGCGGGCGACGCGCCGCCGCCGCCCUCCACCGCGCUGCACCACCUCACCAAGCGGAUCAGGUAUACCCUUCCCUUCCGACACGGACAGCCGCGCGGGCUGCGCGCUGGCGGCGCGCCUGGUGGGCGUGCUGGAGUCCGUGGAGCGCCUGCCCGUGCACGCGCCCGCGGGCGACGCGCCGCCGCCGCCCUCCACCGCGCUGCACCACCUCACCAAGCGGAUCAGGUAUACCCUUCCCUUCCGACACGGACAGCCGCGCGGGCUGCGCGCUGGCGGCGCGCCUGGUGGGCGUGCUGGAGUCCGUGGAGCGCCUGCCCGUGCACGCGCCCGCGGGCGACGCGCCGCCGCCGCCCUCCACCGCGCUGCACCACCUCACCAAGCGGAUCAGGUAUACCCUUCCCUUCCGACACGGACAGCCGCGCGGGCUGCGCGCUGGCGGCGCGCCUGGUGGGCGUGCUGGAGUCCGUGGAGCGCCUGCCCGUGCACGCGCCCGCGGGCGACGCGCCGCCGCCGCCCUCCACCGCGCUGCACCACCUCACCAAGCGGAUCAGGUAUACCCUUCCCUUCCGACACGGACAGCCGCGCGGGCUGCGCGCUGGCGGCGCGCCUGGUGGGCGUGCUGGAGUCCGUGGAGCGCCUGCCCGUGCACGCGCCCGCGGGCGACGCGCCGCCGCCGCCCUCCACCGCGCUGCACCACCUCACCAAGCGGAUCAGGUAUACCCUUCCCUUCCGACACGGACAGCCGCGCGGGCUGCGCGCUGGCGGCGCGCCUGGUGGGCGUGCUGGAGUCCGUGGAGCGCCUGCCCGUGCACGCGCCCGCGGGCGACGCGCCGCCGCCGCCCUCCACCGCGCUGCACCACCUCACCAAGCGGAUCAGAUUACGCGUAGUCCGCGCAAGCGAGGACAGCACCGAAGACACGGCGAACAGCAACAACGCCGGCCGCAACCUCAAGGUCGAAGCCCUCACCACCGUCCGCCAGCUCGAGCGCUUCCUCGCCAAGUCCGUGGCGCGUCAGUGGUACGACAUGGAGCGCUCCACUUUCAACUUCGUGCAGCGCAUCAAGGCGGAGGCGCCUAUCGACUUCGUGUACGACCACGAUUUCGACGAGAACGGCGUCCUAUACUUCAUCGGCAGCAACGGGGGCACCGCCGAAUGGGUCAACCCGGGGGCACAUGCCCUCGUCUCAGUAUGGUCUUCCGACGGCCGCCAAUUACCCUACGGUCGCGCCGAAGAUGCUCUGUCCCGCUCACCUGAACCGCUGAAUGUGCAUACGAACGACGAUAGACGCGCGUUUAUAGCUCUCGAUCUCGGGCUGCAGAUAAUACCUACUGCCUAUACGUUGCGACAUGCGCGAGGAUACGGAAGGUCGGCGCUCAGGAAUUGGCUCUUCCAGAUGUCUGCGGACGGCAUGUCCUGGUCCACCCUGCUGGCGCACAGCGACGAGCAAGCGCUGCAGGAGCCGGGCAGCACGGCCACGUGGCGGCUGCGCGCCGACGCGCCCUACCGCUACUUGCGCGUGCAGCAGAACGGGAAGAACGCCUCGGGACAAUCGCACUACCUGUCCCUCUCCGGCCUCGAGAUAUACGGCAAGGUGGUGAGCGUGUGCGAGACGCCGCCGCGCCAGUGCGCGGGCAGCGCGGGCGGCGCGUGCGGCGGCGCGCGGUCGCGGCGCUGGUCGCGCGGCGCGCGCGGCCUGUGCGCCGGCGCCAAGGUGGCGCGCGGCCCCGACUGGAAGUGGCGAGACCAGGACGGCAGCCCGCCCGGGCUCGGCACCGUCACCUCCGACCUGCACAACGGCUGGGUGGACGUCAGGUGGGAGCACGGCGGGCGCAACUCGUACCGCAUGGGCGCCGAGGGCAAGUUCGACCUGAAGGUGGUGAGCGGCGGCGCGGCCGAGGGCGCGCGCGGCGGCCGCAAGUCGCACUCCACGCCCAGCCUGCCCGACGCCACCGCGCAGGACCAGGUGUCGGUGGCGUCCACCGAGCAAGCAUCCUCGGCAGACAACAUAUCGGGCGAAGAAAUGGCCAGUAAUAUGACACGACCACGUAUGCACACAGCCGAUCUGUCCGCCAUCAACAACUCUACUCAUCAUAUCAAUACAGUUGACGAUCGUGAAGACCUCUCGUUGGUAGAUCUGGCGACGAUCGUGGAGUCUCUAACGCUCGGCGCGGAGGGCAACAACUGCAUCGCUGAGCUCAGCGGCAACUCGUUCGCCAACAUGGAGAUGGGACCCACCAGCAUCACGGACAUCACCAAGCCUUAUCCGGCCAAGGAGCCGCUGCCGGAGGCGAAUUCGCAGGAGUGUGAAGACAACGAAAGUGGAGAGGGGCAAUACGACGAGCACAACAAAAACGACGGACAGGGCAGCGGCUCGGGCACGAUGAGCGCCAGCGAACCGGAUCUCACACAACAGGGCGCGGCGCGGCUGCUGGAGUCGCUGGGCGUGGGGCGCGGCGCGGGCGCCGGGCGCGGCGGCGGCGCGCAGCGGGCCGCGCGCACCAACCACUCCACCAGCUUGUUCCCCAGCUUGGUGCGACUUGCGUUGUCGAGCAACUUCCCUGGCGGGUUGCUCUCUGCAGCCCAGAGUUACCCGUCGCUUGCGCCCAAUGCGCAAAAUGCUCUCACUCUUUCCCUCACGUCUACAUCCAGCGAGAGCGAGCAGGUGUCCCUUGAAGACUUUCUAGAAUCGUGCCGCGCGCCCGCCCUCCUCGCCGAGCUGGAGGAUGACGACGACGGCGACGACGCGCUCGACAGCGACAAAGAGAACGAGCCCGCCUACCAGGAGGUGUCCCGCAACCUGCUGUCCCUGAUGGAAGAGGAAGCUUUGGAAGCUGUCCGGGGCGGACUGGGGCAGCGUGCGCGGCGUCCAUGGGACGACGAGUUCGUGCUGAAGCGGCAGUUCUCCGCGCUCAUACCCGCCUUCGACCCGCGCCCCGGCCGCACCAACCUCAACCAGACCGUCGAUCUCGAUAUACCCUUAAACGAGUCAUCCGACACGGAGGAGUCGUCGCCGGCGCGCAGCCCGCCCGCCUCGCCCGCUCCCGCUCCCGCCGCCGCCCCCGCCCCCGCCCCCGCGCCCGCCCCCGCGCCCGCCCCCUCGCCCGCCCGGCUGCCCGCGCUGCGCCUGGUGCUGAGCUCGGGCGCCGCGUCGCUGCCGCUGGAGCGGCCGUCGUGGACCGUGUACCGCGCGGUGGUGGCGCUCAACUCGCGCCUGCAGCACCAGGACUCGCACAGGGACACUACGUACACAUUAACAUAUAAAGAAGUGGAGGGAAUGGAAACGUUCGCCACGUCUAGCGACAGUGAAGACGAUGAACCGGGAGAUCCAGAGCGCGGCGUGGCGGGCGCGGAGGGCGCGGAGGGCGCGGCGGCGGCCGUGUGCGUGCGCGUGCUGCGCCGCCUGCGCGCCGCCGCGCCCGCGCUGCCGCCCGACGCCUUCCUGUCCACCAAGCUCACCAACAAGCUGCACCAGCAGCUGCAGGACCCGCUGGCCCUCGCCGCGCACGCUGCGCCCCACUGGUGCCAACAACUAAACGACUGGUGCCCAUUCCUGUUCCCGCUGGAGACGCGGCAGAUGUUCUUCGCGUGCACGGCGUUCGGCACCUCGCGCACCAUCGUGUGGCUGCAGGCGCAGCGCGACCGAGCGCUGGACCGCCAGAGGGCCGGGAACACAGUUUCGCCACGUCGCGCGGAGCUAGAAGCGACGGAGUUCCGCAUGGGCCGUCUGCGGCACGAACGCGUGCGCAUCCCCCGUCAGCCGAACCUGCUGCGAUCCGCUAUGCAGGUGAUGAAGGUGCACGCGGGCCGCAAGUCGGUGCUGGAGGUGGAGUUCGCGGGCGAGGAAGGCACCGGGCUGGGGCCCACGCUGGAGUUCUACGCGCUCGUGGCGGCCGAGCUGCAGCGCGCCGACCUCGCCAUGUGGCUGCACGACGCGCACGUGGCCCCCGCCCCGCCCGCGCCCCACCAGCCCUACCACCUGGACGAAAAGCCCCCGGGCUACUACGUGACGCCGGCCAACGGCCUGUUCCCGGCGCCGCUCCCUCAAGACUCUCCAAUCUGUGAUAAAGUUUGCAAAUAUUUCUGGUUCCUAGGAGUAUUUUUAGCUAAGGUUUUACAAGACGGGCGGCUGGUGGACCUGCCGCUCUCGGAGCCGUUCCUGCGCAUCAUGUGCGGCGAGGAACUGAAGAACGAGUAUCUGCAGGAAAUCGAUCCUAUUAGACACAGGUUCCUGCAAAACGUUCUUGCUGCGGCGGACCAAUACGACGCGCUGCAAUCCGACGCGUCGCUAUCCGCAGAGGAGCGCGCCGCGCGGGCGGCCGAGCUGACCGUCGAGGGAGCCACGUUCGAGCAGCUCGCGCUCAGCAUGACGCACGUCGCGUGCGGCGCCGCGCCCGGCGACCCCGCCGCCGUGCAGCCGCUCUGCGACGCCGGCGAGCACGUCGAGAUCGGCGCGCACAACGCCCGCGCGUACGCCGAGGCGAGCGCGCGCUGGAUGGUGUCGGGCGGCAUCCGGCGGCAGGCGGGCGCGUUCCGGCGCGGCUUCGCGGGCGUGUUCCCGCCGCGCCGCCUGCGCGCCUUCAGCCCCGCCGAGCUGCGCCUGCUGCUGUGCGGCGAGCGCGGCCCGGCGUGGACCAAGGAGCUGCUCCUACAGUACACGGAGCCGAAGCUGGGCUACACCCGCGACUCGCCCGGCUUCCUGCGCCUCGUGGACGUGCUGGUGGAGAUGACGUGGCGCGAGCGCAAGGCCUUCCUGCAGUUCGCCACCGGCUGCAGCAGCCUGCCGCCCGGGGUAGCCAACUUACACCCGCGCCUUACUGUCGUGAGGAAGGUGGACGCAGGCGACGGCUCGUACCCCUCGGUGAACACAUGCGUGCACUACCUGAAGCUGCCCGAGUACUCCUGCAAGGAGGUGCUGCGCGAGCGUCUGCUCGCCGCCACCAACGAGCGCGGCUUCCAUCUCAACUAGACGUCUCAUGGCGACCCGGCGAGUUCCUAAUGUCUGUAAGCCGUUACUAGAAAAUAAUUGUAUUACACCUUGUACUCUAAUAGGCAGGUCUCCACGGAACGAGUUGCCUCUCGAGUAAAUUAUAGUGCCUCGCACGCGCGGCUGCAAUGCCUCGGUCGACACAGAUCGAGCGGCUUCGCGCGGUAAAAUUCUCGCGAGGCGGAUCGUUUUCUGAGGCCUGGUGAGGAUUGGCGCUUCCACGACUCGCAACGCGUCAAAGCGACUGAAUGAUCUCAACUUAUGGUGUAAUGUUAUUUGGCUGCUUGCUACUGACAUAAAUGACUUGACUGUUAUGAUAAUUGGUAAAAUAAAUAUUCAGAUUUACUAUCAAUCGACAAUUGACUCGUAUGUUAACACCCACGAGCACGGAAUUGAACUAUAACGCAAUAUACGGCUGAGCCGCAAACAGCCAAUAGCGGAAGACGUGUGAUAAGAGUUAUUUUUGGCUAAAAUACUUCUCUACGCUACGCUGGUUUAUGUACGAUUUAGCAGUGUUUACGAGACAUUUAAAAUAUGUACUUAACGCCUUGUUACAAUGUAAUAAGAUGCAAAAAUGGUAACAUAUAACUUGAAUACCGACAGUUCACCAUGAUCUCAACCGAUAUGCAACAGAUGAGUACUAGGCCUAGUUUUCUAUAGUGUACUUACACAGCUCAGAAAGACUUGUUUUGGUAUGACAUUCGAUAAUGAUCGAUCAUUUUAAUAUAACCUGCGUCGUAACUUCACCAGCGUAUCGUAAGUAUCUAUGCGAAGAUUUGUGUCUAUUUGCGGCAUAUUAAAUUAGGUAUUUUUUAAUUUUUUGUUAGAUUUAAUAUGUACUUGUAAAGACAAAUUGGAGUUCUCUCACAAAAAUGCUUAGGUAGGUAGGUAUAUCCACGCUGCUUCGAAGCGUAAUCAAUAACCUUUUUUCACCAAUACUUUUUGUCGCUUUGUAAACGUGUAACGUAACAAUUCAUUUGUAUACUUGGGUCAGCGACAUCAAAGGAAGACGAUUUUUAUGUGUUACCUAAUAUAAACUGUUUGUAUAAUAUUUUAGACAGACCUACAACCUGUUAUAUAUGUAUAGUAGGAAAUACGUUAUAAGAAAUAUCUACCCUCAUCUGUUAUUUAUUUGUGAUAAGAAAUAAAUCGUAGAUAAUAUUCACAUUGACACAUUGCAAGGGGGUUGCCUAGUUAAAUUGCGUACAGACAGUUUUUUUCGAAUCGAAAUAUUAAAGCUUAUAGGGUACUGUAAUAGGUUGCUUUAUUACAAAAUUGUUCCAGUCCAUUGUAGAUAAAAAUUGGUUAAUCUAGGCGACUGGACCAACUUUUAAAUAAGGCAACCUAUUACAGUUAGAUUAUAUAUUAAGUAAGCUUUCAUUUGAUAUAAUAUACGGUUAAGUAACACAAAAUAAAUCAUGCCAUGUACGUAAUUUAACAAGGCAACCCACUUGCAAUGUAUCAAUGUGAAUAUUAUCUAUCAUUUAUUUCUUAUCACAAAUAAAUAACAAAUGAGGGUAGAUACUCCUUAUAACGUAUCUUAGACAAUUAUUGUCGUUUUAAAGUUGUAUUCAGAUUUACUGACAAUUUAGACAUCUCGUUUUUAGGGUUCCGUAGCCAAAUGGCAAAAAACGGAACCCUUAUAGAUUCUUCAUGUCCGUCUGUCUGUCCGAUUAUUUUAUAAAUGUAAAUGAGAACCAUUAUAUUUAUACCGUAACGUGGUGAUCUCAUUACAUUCACGCUCCAAACGUCAGUUAUACUAUGUUAUUCUGAAUACCACUUGAGUUUAUAAUCUGGGUUGGAGUAAUUGAUAUUAGUUACCGUGGGUAAUUAUAAAUAUAAAGUUCAACACUAUCGCUGGGUCGGGCUCUUUUCAAUGUAUUUACAUAGUGUCUUGAUUUGUGUUCUAAGUUUUUGCUGCUAUUAUCGUUGUAAGAUUUGAAAAAAAAAUAUAAAAUAAGAGAGGCUUCUGUUUUGUUAGUGAACGAGUACUUUUGACUAGAUCUCUGUGAUGUUUAUAUUCAUAUAGUUGAAAAUGACCAGGUUUGUAAUUUUUUGGGUGCCCUAAUCAUGGAAUCACUCGUAAUUGAAUAUUUUAUAGUCGAAAUUAGUAAAACAUAAAAGCACGAAGUAUGUGCUACUUGCAACCUUUAAAACGUAUGAUUCACUUGACAAAAAGAAUGUGAAAAAUUAUGUAUAACUUGUAUCACCAAUAGAAAAUUGAACUUUCGUUUGUUGCACAGCGCCAUCAGAUAUAUCGGAGCGGCUGAGCCGCUCAAAAUUAUCUGAGCACGCACUCUAACGCCUUCACAAUAGAGACGUGUUCAGAUAUUUGUGAGCACGUUGGCCGCUCCGAUAUAUCUCAUGGGGACGGUAUGAUAAUUGAUGAAGUACCCCUGCCUUUGCAGAACACCAUUUUGUCAAGUGAUAGUACUUAAAGCGGAGUUCAAUAGAAAUUGCAAGUAAUGUAAACAAUCCAAUUUACAAUAACAGUUUUGAACGAUUCACGGUUAGUUUCACUAGACUUAAAUUGACGGGGAUAUAAACCGUAAUUACCUUUUAUAUUGAUUUUAUGGAGCUCACCAUAUUUCGACGCACUUACAUGCAAGAUGCUUACGGGUAACUGGAGAUAGCGGGUUUGUAGACCGCGCUCGGUCUACCCUCAUACGCGCGCGUCGGCUGCGUUCGCUUUCAACGUUACCGCUGGCCGCGUCCACACUUGCACAAUAUAUCCCGGUCAAUUUAAGUCUAAUCCAAUUUACCUUCAUUACUUCGUAAUCUCGCAACCUUUUAGGAAAAGGAUCAUGAUCCUAUAAACAGUUUAAUUAUUUUCUUAUAUAAAUAUCAGUUCCUAGUUAAAUAUAUGGUAAUUAUUAAUAUUUCUGUGAAAAUAGCCUUCGCAAAGAUGUUGGGUUAUAUGUGAAAUGUUAACAAAAUCUGUCAUAUAUGUUUACAUUAUUUGCCAUUUCUAUUGAAUAGGUUUUAGCUAAUGUAUCUAAAUUUUAAAGUAUGCAUCGCGUUUGGUGCUUCCAUUAUAGUCGUAUGUAUAUCGAAUUCUGUACUAAAUAAUAUUUUAUCUAAUAACAAUAACCAUUGCUUCUGUUCAAUGUAUACUAAUAAUGAUUAGCUAAUUCACACGAAAAUGCACUUUGGAAAAUGUUAAAUGUGAAACCAAGAAAAAUUAUAUAAAUUCAGGGUGUAAAACACUUGUACUAAUACUAUUUUAGCUAUGUUCCUUAUCCUAAUAGUCAACUAAAAGUUGAUAUUGUGAUGUAUGAAAUAUUUUACGAAUUAAAAGAUAUUUAGUUUAUCAUAAUUAGGCGAUUAGAUUAAAAUUUAUUAACAUUGCAGCAACAUGUAGCGCUCGGAUCAUAUUUGUUGUUGAGGAUUGUGUCAAUAAAUUAAGCAACAAUU